AUGUCGAAGAAGCCAGAGCAGUUUGAAUCCGAUCGGCUUCUCUAUGCAGCUUCGCUGGGACAUGCUGGUGCUGUUAAACUUCUCCUAGAGGCUGGGGCACAGGUAGACAGCAGGGAUAAGAAUAAAAGCACAUCGCUUCACAAGGCAGCUUCAGGAGGACAUGUUGAUGUUGCUAAACUCCUCCUCCAGGCUGAGGCACAGGUGGACAGCAGGGAUGAGUUUGAAUCCACCCCAAUUCACAAGGCAGCUUCAGGGGGACAUGUCGGUGUUGUUGAUCUCCUCCUUAAGAAGGGAGCGCAGCUGGAGAGUAAGGAUGAGAUUGGAGACACACCACUUCACAAGGCAGCUUCAGGAGGACAUGUCGGUGUUGCUGAACUCCUCCUGAAGGCUGGAGCACGGGUGGACAGCAGAGACGAGAAUAAAUCCACCCCGCUUCACAAGGCAGCUUCAGGAGGACAUGUUGGUGUUGUAGAACUCCUUCUACUUAUGAAAGCCCAAGUGGAUAGCAGGGAAAAGGUUGGUGAAACGCCGCUUCACAAGGCAUCUGCACGAGGACAUGUUGGUGUUGCUGAACUCCUCCUUGAGGCUGGGGCACGGGUAGACAGCAAGGGUUGGAGUAAAUCUACCCCAAUUCAUCAGGCAGCUUCAGGAGGACAUGUUGGUGUUGUUGAACUUCUCCUCAAGGCUGGAGCACAAGUGAACAACAGGGAUAGGUCUGAAUCCACUCUGCUUCACGAGGCAGCUUCAGGAGGACAUGUCGGUGUUGUUAAACUCCUCCUUGGUGCAAAAGUACAAGUGGACAGCAGGGAUACGAGUGAAAGCACAUCGCUUCACAAGGCAGCUUCAGGAGGACAUGUUGAUGUUGUAGAACUCCUGCUUGAGGCUGGGGCACAGGUGGACAGCAGGGAUAUGUUUGAAUCCACUCCGCUUCAACUAGCAGCUUCAGGAGGACAUAAGGGUGUUGUUGAACUCCUCCUUUACCACGGGGCACAGGUGGACAGCAGAGAUACGAGUGAAAGCACAUCGCUUCACAAGACAGCUGCAGGAGGAGAUGUUGAUGUUGCUAAACUCCUCCUUGAGGCUGGGGCACGGGUGGACAGCAGGGAUAAGGUAAAAUCUACUCCACUUCACAAGGCAGCUUCAGGAGGACAUGUCCGUGUUGCUGAAGUCCUCCUUAAGAAGGGAGCGCAGGUGGACAGCAGGGAUGAGCUUCAGGGGGACAUGUUGGUGCUGUUGGACUCCUCCUUGGCGCUGGGGCACAAGUGGACAGUAAGAGUGAGACUAGAGACACUCCGCUUCACAAGGCAGCUUCAGGGGGACAUGUCGGUGUUGCUAAACUUCUCAUUGAGGCUGGGGCACGGGUGGGCAGAAGGGAUGCGGUAA
Messenger RNA from Branchiostoma belcheri (Belcher's lancelet), 1383 nucleotides. Its product is annotated as ankyrin repeat domain-containing protein 65-like. The transcript has 15 exons. Gene Ontology annotation, molecular function: protein binding. Lineage: Eukaryota; Metazoa; Chordata; Leptocardii; Amphioxiformes; Branchiostomatidae. Bases 1 to 1383 code for a protein of 460 amino acids. The record is from RefSeq and is a predicted model, not a curated record.